CCAAUUUCCGGUGACAGGCUGUAGCGUCAGAGCCACGGCAGUAGACCUUCAGUCCACCCGUGUUGUUAUUACAACGCCUUCAUUCCAUCACGGAAGCACACAAGAGUCAACGAAACAGCCUUCAACCCCAAUGGAAGUGUUGGUUCCGUCGUCCAUGAUAGCACUGAACGUCUGUUGCUGUUGGAAGUGAGCGUGGGGAUUAAAGGAGAGCCGCCGCCCCCAGCAGUGCGUGGGGCUGACUGGCGUCCACAAGCAAGAUUCUGACCGAACGGCCGGAUAAAGUUGACCUAACAAAUUUGCUGGAGGAUUCCAGGAGAAAGACAUUUAUAAAAUGCCUGUGGCAACAUCUUGUUCUGACUCUGCCAUGCAUCAGGCCUUUGACACGCUGAGUGACAGCAUCAGCUCCACCACUGCCAAUGACCUGGAUCUCAUCUUCCUCAAAGGCAUCAUGGAGAGCCCCAUGGCUCAUGAGCGCUUUGAAGAGCCCAAGCUUGAGGCAGUGAGGGAGAACAACGUGGAGCUGGUCCAGGACAUCCUCAAGGAGCUCAGUCCACUGGCACACAGGAGCCACACAGCCGACGAGCUGCUCCGCAUCUUGAAAGAGCCCCAUUUUCAGUCUCUCCUGGAGACCCAUGACUCUGUAGCUUCUAAAAACUAUGAGACUCCACCUCCAAGCCCCUGUGCCUUCAUGGAUGCAGCCCUCAACAACCAACCUGUCCCACCUGACGCCGUCAGGAUGGUGGGCAUCCGAAAGGUGUCUGGUGAGCACCUGGGAGUAACGUUUCGAGUGGAGAGUGGCGAGUUGGUGAUUGCCAGAAUCCUCCAUGGAGGCAUGAUUGACCAGCAAGGUUUGCUCCAUGUGGGGGACAUCAUUAAGGAGGUGAAUGGCAAGGAGGUGGGGAACGACCCCAAAGUGCUGCAGGAGAUGCUGAAGCAGGCGAGUGGAAGCGUGGUGCUGAAGAUCCUGCCCAGCUAUCAGGAGCCACACACACCCAGACAGGCAUUUGUUAAGUGUCACUUUGACUAUGACCCAUCCCACGAUAACCUGAUUCCCUGUAAAGAAGCAGGACUUGGCUUCUGCAGUGGCGACAUUCUGCAAAUAUUCAACCAGGAAGACCUCAACUGGUGGCAGGCCUGCCACAUCCAGGGAGGUAGUGCAGGUUUAAUUCCAAGUCAGCUCCUUGAGGAGAAGAGGAAAGCCUUUGUGAAAAGAGAUCUAGAGUUUGUUACCACAGGUCCUCUGUGUGCUGGGAUGGGUGGCAAGAAGAAGAAAAAGAUGAUGUAUUUAACCACAAAGAAUGCAGAAUUUGAUCGUCACGAGUUGCGAAUCUAUGAAGAGGUUGCCAAGGUGCCGCCGUUCAGGAGGAAGACGUUGGUCCUGAUCGGUGCCCAGGGCGUUGGCCGUCGCAGUCUAAAGAACAAGCUGCUGGUGUUGGAUCCCCAGCGUUAUGGCACCACCAUCCCUUUCACCUCCAGGAAACCAAAGGUAGACGAGAAGGACGGUCAGAUGUACUCCUUCAUGAUACGUGGCGAGAUGGAGUGUGACAUCAAAAACGGCCGUUUCUUGGAACACGGCGAGUAUGACGGGAACUUGUAUGGUACGAAAAUCAACUCCAUACAAGAGGUGACAGAAACAGGGAAGAUUUGCAUCCUGGAUGUCAACCCCCAGGCUCUCAAAGUCCUGCGGACGUCAGAGUUCUUGCCCUACGUUGUUUUCAUUGAGGCGCCUGAUUUUGAGGUCCUCAAAGCCAUGAACAGAUCAGCAAUCGAGUCUGGAGUGGUCACUAAACAGUUAACGGACUCCGAGCUCAAGAGGACGGUGGAUGAGAGCGAGCGCAUUAAGAGGGCCUACGGACAUUAUUUUGACCUCUGCAUCGUAAACGAUGGUCUAGAAGCAACCUUCCGAAAUCUACGGGCUGCCAUGGAAAAACUGUUUAACGAGCAACAGUGGGUGCCUGUCAACUGGGUGUUUUGAAGAAUGGCGGACGAUUUAACCCCCACGGCGCCGUCCAAGUGGGUGUUUUUGAACUUGGUGUUGUAUUUAAUUUGUAAUACUUCUGUUGAUUUUGGAACUGUUCUAGAGCUAAUGGGGUUUAGUGCAAUGGUGAGAGUGGGUGUGUUGUUAUUAUGUACAUGGAACUAGAUAUAGAAUAGGGAUGGGCACAAAAAGCAAACCAUUGGUCAGUUGUGAGGAUUUUAUUGUCUAAGCCAGUGGUCCCCAACCACUGGGCUCGAUUGGUACAGCAGAAGAAUUUUUUAUUAUUUUUUAAAAUAUUAUAUAUAUAUUUUUUUAAUUAAAUCAACAUAAAAAACACAAGAUACACUUACAAUUAGUGAAGAUACACUUACAAUUAGUGCACCAAGCCAAAAAACUUCCCCUUUUCAUGACAUAAAGUGGUCCAAUUCCCUCACCCCACCCCCGCCGCCGGGCUGCGCAAAAAAUUAUCAAGCUACAAAAGGGUUGGGGACCACUGGUCUAAGCAAUUGAGGCAAAGUGGAAUGCACUACUUAACCACUAGAGGCGCUGUUGAUUCAGUUUACUGUUCUAAAAUAGAUUUUGUUUAAUCCUUUAAGCUGGGGUACUUGAAUCUUGUGUCAUCAGGCAGAAUUCUAACUGUAAAUCCCGCCCCCAAUUCUGCGCAAACUUUUUGAUAGUCCCUCCUAGUCUCAUCCUCUCUGGAAGUGUACGAAGUCGCGCAUGAGAGCUGUAGGUGCACACACAUAGCUUGUUGACAGUCUUAAGUUGCACAGAAAGAUGUCCUAGUUCCUAUUUUGGUGCAGACUAUCUGUAACACAUAUCGCCAUGCAAAAAUAUACACCAAAUGUAGGAAAAUGGAACAAUUGGUUACCUGUAUAGAAGGUACUAUCUUGAAUACACUGGAGCAAUAUAUAUCUGUUUGGCUUGUCUUAAAUUUUUUUUUAGAUCUUCAGUGUCUUUCUUUUCUUACUCGGAUUUCCUUUUUGUUUUGUUAUCAUCAGUAUAUGCUGUAACAGCAAGCGCAGGUAUUACAGUCUUUCCAGGUGGAUGUUCGGCAGCCAUGCUUUACUGCAAACAAGCUUGCUUCACUACAUAACACAUCAGCCAAAGAGGAGGCUCCUUUGUGGGCUCUGCUCACCCCUCCUUUCUCUAAAUCCCGUCGUUGGAUCCGAAGGAAUUACUGUAACAAGUAUGAUGCUAAUGUGAUUUAUUUUUUUAAGUAAAGUAAUAUAACUUUGAGGGCAGCACGGUGGAAGAGGGGUUAGUGCGUCUGCCUCAGAAUACGAAAGUCCCGAGUAGUCCUGGGUUCAAUCCCGGGCUUGGGAUCUUUCUGUGUGGAGUUUGCAUGUUCUCCCCGUGACUGUGUGGGUUCCCUCCAGGUACUCCGGCUACCUCCCACCUCCAAAGACAUGCACCUGGCUUUAGUGUGUGAAUGUGAGUGUGAAUGUUAUCUGUCUAUCUGUGUUGGCCCUAUGAUGAGAUGGCGAUUUGUCCAGGGUGAACACCGCCUUCUGACCGAUUGUAGCUGAGAUAGGCACCAGCACCCCCCGUGACCAAAGGGAUUAAGCAGUAGAAAAUGGAUAGAUGGAAUAUAACUUUGGUACCCCAGCUUUAAGGCUUCUUAAAAGAAAAUUUAAAAUGUGUACCUUUAGGCACAAAAUUGGAAGAUAAAAACCUUACUUUUCACUUUUGCCACAUAAGAUCUUUUCACCAGACCUAACUGUCAACUUCCCGUUUUGGCCGGAUAAUCACAUUAUUUGUAUUACUUUCUCCCGGCCACCUUUUCUCCCCCAGAUUUUUGUCAGCAUAAAAAAUGGAAUGCUCAGCAAUACUGCUGCUACCACAGCAGGUCCACUCGGAUCAAACCUUGGCACUUCACAAGGUGGGAUGGUGACAGCCGCACGGCGAGUUACAUCUCACGUGAUUCAAUAAAAUCAACAUGAGAGAGAUGGAUGGACAUCUCUGACAAAAAACCAAACUUUGAGUAAAUACUUUGACAAAUAAAUCAUAGGAAACUAUUAUCUUUUUCUAAAGAAGAGCAGGCAGCUGCUCACACUUCAUGCUUUCUGUAACAUUGAAGGAGAAAAGACAUGAGACAAAUAUAUUUCAAAUGUAAGUGCUAGAUUUGUUUUUAUUUUCAUUUAUGUAAAAUUACAUGGUUUCUUUGUCAGAAGCCUCGUAUACCGUCGGACCAAAUUGUUUGUCAAUGUUCAGUGACACUAUUGUGAUACAAGGGACAAGGAUUCACAACCCCUACCAGGCAUUAAGGGCCUGAUUUAAUGCGCUUUAAAUGAAUGCAAAUUCAAGUUUGCACAUGCUAAAGCACGUGAAAACUUGAUUGCACAUUUCAUACAUUCGCAUUGCGUGUGCUAAGAGGAUUGCGUCUGUUCAAUGAGCAGAUAAAGAUGUGCAAUCCAUUUUGCAUCUCUGUCUUCAUUAAUAUGCAAAAUAUAUGUUGAUCAAAACACCUACAAUAUUGGGAGGAGAAAAUGCAUAUUAUAUUAUAUUAUACAGUACGCGCAAUGUCUUAUCAACACUCAUCACUGUUUUGGGAGCACUAUUUAGCUCGUUUGAAAAGGAGGUGCAAACUGAUAGUUUCACACAAAGCUGUGAGAGGAGUGUUGGCACUGCAAGGACACAGAGAAUUCCUCAUCCUGCGUGUAAAUUUCAACAUAUUUAAACAUUCCUCAAUAAAAAAAAGACAUCUAUUCAGCAACAUCAUUUUAUAUUUUCAUAGCUGCUAGAUGACCUUAGUGGCUGAUAAAAUUAAAAUCAGUAGAUGCGUGUUUUUUAAGAAGUAUUUUUCACAUUAUUAGUGCAGCCUCCGUCACAAAAAUGGGUAUCUAUGGAGACACAACACGCCCACUCGUUACAUGCUAUUUUAUACAUUGCACACGUUUAGUCUGAGGUAUUUGGAUCUUAGUAAAUCAAGCCCUAUGUAUUUAUUUUAUUGAAUUAACAGUUAUUUUGAUGAAAAUCCCAUACUUUUACCAAUUUUCUUAUUGCAAAUGUUGACAGGUAUAUUUCUUGCUUCCCAUUGUAAUAAGUAAUGUGUAAAUAUAGUCAAAUGCCCAUCCAUACUGUCAAGUAGUAUUUUAGAUAGAAAGUUCUCUAUAAAAAUUUUAGCCUUCCAAAUCUUAGAUACUUUACGUAGUGUAAUGUUUACAUUGGAUUGGUAUGAAAGAGGCUGGCAGAUAUAUACAGUACAAGGGAUGUGACAUUUGUAAUGAAUUGUACCUGUAGAUCAUACAUUGUACGCAUUGAGAAAUGUGCUUUUCCUGUGUUACAACGCUGGUCUGGAACAUGAACAGCAAUAGAAACAUUUGGAACAACCAUGCUACCUAUACUUUGAUCUAUACUCUUUUUACAUUGAUUGUAUUUGUGGCACUGACAAUUUGCAAACCCACUAAUCGUAGAAGAAAAGUAUCCUGCAGUAGACGACAAACGAAUACUACUAACACGACCAACAUUUCUUCAUGUCAGUUAUUUGUGAUGUGCAAACUCAUUAUUCCUACUUUUGCCUUAAUGUGGUUUAACAAGCCAAGGAAACACAAUCAUGAAACAUUUAAAAACCAUCACUUCCUGUUCCAAACAACCUGGCAACCUAUACAUGUUUUACCUUCAAGCUGUAAGUGUAUUGUAAUAAAGACUAUAUACUAUCACUAAAAGACAUGUUGUUGGUGUGCAGGACAACAAGAUGCAUUGAAAAAGUUCUCUUGAAAACGCACCGUGUUGUUGUUUUUAGCUGAAAGAUGCCCGGUGGUGCCUCCGCUGGGGGGGUGGGUGCACAUGGGUGCUGGUGGAAGGGGUCAUCCAGUAAUGAGGGGCCAAAGGGAGUGUUAUUGGGUACAUCUCAUAGGCGGGCGGCGGGCCCCCCGGCCAGACACUUGUCAGUUUGGGGUCAAACUAAAAGAAAUUAUGUCUUUGUCACUUUACAUUUCAAUGACAUGGAAUACAAGAGCUACGUUUUAACUUGGAGAACUUAUGUAACAUAUUUGUUACUAGUGAUGGGUCUAACUAUACUGGAGCAUCAUGAAACACAGUUACUGUGUCCCUUGAUGCCUCCGUGUGUGUGCCAUUUUAAGAACAAAUCAUGUGACUGAUACACAACUGCUGUGUCGUUUGACUGUGAAGCACCAAACUGCGUUUAUCAGGAAGUCAGAAGAGUCGUGUUUGACAUCGCUUUUUGUCUCCAUCAUCGAUCUAAAUGCAACUAAGAAAAA
Molecule: messenger RNA, 6201 nt
Organism: Nerophis ophidion (straightnose pipefish)
Lineage: Eukaryota; Metazoa; Chordata; Actinopteri; Syngnathiformes; Syngnathidae
Gene: mpp2b
Product: MAGUK p55 scaffold protein 2b
Exons: 13
Coding region: 332-1975 (547 amino acids)
Cellular component (GO): plasma membrane; cell-cell junction
Molecular function (GO): protein binding
Source: RefSeq, a predicted model, not a curated record